Messenger RNA from Penicillium daleae, 975 nucleotides. RefSeq names its product Mrp/NBP35 family ATP-binding protein. The transcript is spliced from 4 exons. Lineage: Eukaryota; Fungi; Ascomycota; Eurotiomycetes; Eurotiales; Aspergillaceae. Gene Ontology annotation, biological process: mitochondrial respiratory chain complex I assembly; iron-sulfur cluster assembly. The coding region runs from base 1 to 975 and encodes 324 amino acids. Gene Ontology annotation, cellular component: mitochondrion. Gene Ontology annotation, molecular function: 4 iron, 4 sulfur cluster binding; ATP-dependent FeS chaperone activity; ATP binding. The record is from RefSeq and is a predicted model, not a curated record.
AUGUCAAUCUGCAGGAGGAUGUUCUCGACCUCCCGGUGCCUCCUGAGCCAUGACAAUCCCCUAGGCCUUCCUCGUUCCGGUACUCCUCCGCCCUUCCCACGUCGUCGUGGCCUGCCUGAGAAGCGCACGAUCCGAGAUGUCAAGAAAGUGGUGGCUGUUUCCUCUGCCAAGGGGGGUGUAGGCAAAUCGACGGUUGCGGUAAACCUUGCCCUUGCCUUUGCGCGCCGAGGUAUCAAGACUGGAAUUCUUGAUACCGAUAUCUUUGGCCCGUCUAUUCCAACUCUACUCAAUUUGUCUGGCGAGCCCCGACUCGACGAAAACAACUGCCUUGUCCCCCUUACGAAUUACGGCCUCAAGUCCAUGUCAAUGGGCUACCUCCUCCCACAAACACAAUCCGAUAGUGCCACCGGUGAAGUGCCCAUGGAUACAACCCCGAUCUCCUGGCGAGGCCUCAUGGUCACAAAAGCAUUGCACCAGCUACUCCAUUCCGUUUCCUGGGGGCCACUCGACGUUCUCGUCCUGGAUCUUCCACCAGGAACUGGCGACGUCCAACUCACAAUCAAUCAAGAAGUCAUCAUCGACGGCGCCGUGAUCGUAACGACUCCUCAAGACAUUGCACUUCGUGAUGCAGUUCGUGGUUUUGGCAUGUUCCAACGUAUGGAUGUUCCCGUUCUCGGUAUGGUCCGCAACAUGGCCUACUUCGCAUGCCCGAACUGUGGCCACCAAACCCAGAUUUUCUCGCACGGAGAUGGACACCACUCACAUGGCGAGAAUCGUGGCGUGGUAGCAGAGUGCAAACGGCUCGGAGUCGACUUCCUUGGUGAUAUUCCUCUUGAUGCGAAGGUGUGUGAAGACGCAGACCGAGGGAUGCCGACGAUGGUGUCGGAGGAGAGCGUGGAAAGGAGUGCCCGACGCCAGGCUUUCCUCGAUGUCGCUAAACAAGUGGCUAAAAAGAUUGGUCUGCCCUGGGACUAG